Molecule: messenger RNA, 1311 nt
Organism: Endocarpon pusillum Z07020
Lineage: Eukaryota; Fungi; Ascomycota; Eurotiomycetes; Verrucariales; Verrucariaceae
Exons: 2
Coding region: 1-1311 (436 amino acids)
Biological process (GO): positive regulation of transcription by RNA polymerase II; negative regulation of transcription by RNA polymerase II; transcription by RNA polymerase II
Cellular component (GO): nucleus; negative cofactor 2 complex
Molecular function (GO): transcription coactivator activity; core promoter sequence-specific DNA binding; protein heterodimerization activity
Source: RefSeq, a predicted model, not a curated record
AUGAGCCAGGAAAAUCACCAGCAUUAUCAGAAAACUGCAGCGAUAACAGCGGCAUCCACGUCCACGUCCACGUCCACACAGCAACAGCAACAGCAACAGCAACAGCAACAGCCCUCCGAGAAUAGCAACAACAACAAUACCACAUACCGACCCCGCUCUCCAGAUCUGUCGGCUUUUAUCUUACCUCCUCAGCAGCUGCAACAGCAGCAACAACCUGUUUUCCAUCCAAGCUAUCAAGAUUCUUCCUCUUCUUGGCAGCAUCAACGGCAAGGAAGUAGUGGUCCGGCUUUGACGGGUUUACCGGCUGGUAGCGGAUCAUAUCCGCCUGUGACGCAUAGGGGAAGUUACGACGCCAGUCCGUAUUUUAGUCCUCAGGGAAGCUUUUCUCUUGGUCAGGGACAGAGUCAAAUUCCAGGGCAGACAGGUUAUCUCAUUGGUGGCACAGGGGCUGGUGGGCAGCAGCAAGGCCAGGUGCAGAGGAGGGAGACGGUUGGAUACGGGACGGCGAGUGCAAGUGCGGCUGUAGGGGAGUAUUCGAGGUUGACGCAAUCGCCCACUGCUACUGCUGGUGGUGAGAGGGUUGGUCCCGGACACAGCCAGACCCUGCAACAGCAAAGCUUUUGGCAAACCCCGGCCUCCGGCUUCACCGCUCCUACUCACGAACAACCGGUCGGGUCGGUUCCAUCUUCACUUUUACAACUCACACAACAGCCACCACAACAGCCACAGCACAAUAUGCCGCCAUCAAGGAGAAAACGAGGUCAGACAGACGACAAUGAUGAUAGUGGUGAUGUUGAUUAUGCACCCGAGUCCUCGUCAGUAGGAGGGGCUGGUGGCAAGUCCUCAAGGAAAAGGAAGUCCGACAACGAUCAAGCAUGGACGUCAGGGAGAGCACCAGGUGAGGUCGGACCGUCCCUGGGGAUCGAUAUCAAGACCAAGUUCCCGGUCGCCAGGAUAAAGAGAAUCAUGCAGGCGGAUGAAGAUGUGGGCAAGGUGGCGCAGGCUACACCUACCGCUGUUUCGAAAGCACUCGAAUUGUUCAUGAUCGCACUUGUGACCAAGGCAGCAGCAGAGGCCAGAGAUCGAUCCAGCAAGAGAGUGACAGCGGCCCAUCUCAAACAGGCGGUAAUCAAGGAUCAGACCUUUGACUUUUUACAAGAGAUCAUCGAGAAGGUGCCGGAUCCGACAGAGAAGAAAGGUGGUGGCAGUGGUAGAGCGGCUUCGGAAGAUGUUGACGAUGGGGGCGGAGGGCCAGCCAAGAGGAAACGGGCAGCGAGAGGGAAGAAGAAGGUUGACAGUGACGAAGAUUAA